AAGAAGCUUCGUAACCUGCCGAACUACUUUAUCAUGAACCAGGCCAUCAGUGACUUCCUCAUGGCUUUCACACAGUCCCCGGUCUUCUUUAUCAACUGUCUCUACAAGGAAUGGGUGUUUGGAGAGAUGGGCUGUAAGAUGUAUGCCUUCUGUGGAGCCCUGUUUGGCAUUACUUCCAUGAUAAACCUACUGGCCAUCUCAAUUGACCGCUACCUGGUGAUCACUAAGCCUCUGCAGGCCAUUAACCUCAGUUCCAAACGAAGAACCACGGUGGCCAUCCUCAUGGUCUGGCUUUACUCUUUGGCUUGGAGUCUGGCUCCUCUUGUUGGAUGGAGCUCCUAUAUCCCUGAGGGCCUGAUGACAUCUUGCACAUGGGAUUAUGUUACAUACACAAUGGCAAAUAGGAGCUACACGAUGAUGUUAUGCUGUUUUGUUUUCUUUAUUCCACUGGGAAUCAUCCUUUACUGUUAUAUCUUCAUGUUUCUGGCUGUACGGCAGACUGGCAGGGAGGUAGAGCGUCUGGGGACCCAGGUGAGGAAGUCCACCCUGAUCAAGCAGAGGUCCAUCAGGAGUGAGUGGAAGCUGGCAAAGAUCGCCUUUGUCGUCAUUGUGGUUUAUGUCCUCUCCUGGUCACCGUACGCCUGUGUCACAAUGAUUUCCUGGGCAGGUCAUUCGAAAAUCCUGUCGCCAUACUCCAAGGCCGUCCCUGCAAUCAUAGCAAAAGCCUCCACCAUCUACAAUCCAUUCAUCUAUGCUAUUAUACACAACAAAUACAGGAUGACUCUGGCAGAAAAGAUUCCCUGUCUGAGGUUUCUGUCCCCCACUCCUCGAAAGGAAUGCAUGUCCUCCUCCAUCAGCGAGUCCUCUCUCAGGGACUCCAUCAUUAGCAGACAGUCCACAGCCUCAAGGACUCACUUCUUCACAGCUUCCCAUGACAUGGUAUUAAGGGAUGUUGAGAUGGAGCCGUUGGGAAGGAAGUCCGGUGCUUCCCUCAGAAGCAUGCCAUCGUACAGACAGCCUUCCAGAAACAGGAAAUAUAAGAAACAGUUACAGCGAAAUACAACCAAAACCCAAGUAGCAGAGAAGCACCCAUCUACCAUGAAUGAAACAUACUGUGACCAUGAGCUGGUUUGCAGUUCUCUCACCAUCGCAACCCUCCCCCUACUGGUCCUCACAAGGAAACGCAGUCAGAGUUUAUCUGAUGAGAUUUCAGACUCAAGCGAGAAGAAAGGCAGCAUCAGGGAUCACCACAAGAGCGACUCCUUCGAUUCUCAUUUUGGAAAAAUACCAACCAAUGAUCCUAGAUUGCCUCAGGGUGUCCCUCGCAUAAUUGUCAUCAGUCCCACAUCUGAAAGCAGUCUUAUCAACCAUGACAGUGUCUGCUUAGAAGACAGUGUUGAGGCGAUGGAGAACAAUGUUUUUGUUAGCUUAAACUUCUCAUCAGAAGUCUUUGAGGCAGUGGAGCUGCUGCCUUGAUCAGCUGGA
This is a messenger RNA of Notothenia coriiceps (black rockcod), 1485 nucleotides long. RefSeq names its product melanopsin-A-like. Gene Ontology annotation, molecular function: G protein-coupled receptor activity. The coding region runs from base 34 to 1476 and encodes 480 amino acids. NCBI's taxonomy places the organism in Eukaryota, Metazoa, Chordata, Actinopteri, Perciformes, Nototheniidae. The record is from RefSeq and is a predicted model, not a curated record. The transcript is spliced from 8 exons. Gene Ontology annotation, biological process: G protein-coupled receptor signaling pathway. Gene Ontology annotation, cellular component: membrane.